AUGGAUCAAACUCUCGACAUCUCCAAGCUCAGCGAAGCCGACAAGAAGGAGCUCACCCAGUUCCUGCAAAACGAAUCCCAGAAGAGCGCUAUCCAGCAGAACGUCCACCACAUCGCCGACACCUGCUGGAAGAAGUGCAUCACCUCGAAGAUUUCGUCCGGCCGCCUGGAUAAGACUGAAGAAGCUUGUGCGUCAAACUGUGUCGACCGGUGGAUGGAUACCAACCUUGCUGUUCUGAAGCACCUGGAGACUCUGCAAAGGCAAUAA
Aspergillus calidoustus is the source of this 267-nucleotide messenger RNA. NCBI's taxonomy places the organism in Eukaryota, Fungi, Ascomycota, Eurotiomycetes, Eurotiales, Aspergillaceae. The record is from the annotation of a GenBank genome assembly.